This is a messenger RNA of Aspergillus tanneri, 3327 nucleotides long. Its product is annotated as bifunctional cytochrome P450/NADPH--P450 reductase. Gene Ontology annotation, cellular component: cytosol. The transcript is spliced from 5 exons. The record is from RefSeq and is a predicted model, not a curated record. Bases 1 to 3327 code for a protein of 1108 amino acids. Gene Ontology annotation, molecular function: flavin adenine dinucleotide binding; FMN binding; iron ion binding. Lineage: Eukaryota; Fungi; Ascomycota; Eurotiomycetes; Eurotiales; Aspergillaceae.
AUGAGCGACUUAAAGUAUAUCCCAAUUCCAGGACCCAGAGGGAUACCCUUCUUGGGCAAUGUGCUGGAUAUCGACCCCGAGGUGCCAGAACAAAGCUUCUCCUUAUUGGCAGAUAAUUAUGGCCCUAUUUUCCGCUUGUCCAUGGUUGGUCAACCAAGAGUGUUCAUCAGCACCCAUGAGCUGGUCGAUGAGGUCUGCAACGAAGAAAGAUUCACAAAGAAGGUUACAGCCGGUUUGAAAGAAAUCCGCAAUGGUGUUGAGGACGGCCUGUUCACAGCCCACUAUCCGGGGGAGGAGAAUUGGGAAAUCGCUCACCGAGUUUUGGUUCCUGCAUUUGGUCCGCUCACGAUUCGCGCGAUGUUCGAUGAUAUGUAUGACAUCGCCACCCAGCUGACCCUGAAAUGGGCUCGCCAGGGUCCCAAUGCCCCCAUCAUGGUUACUGACGAUUUCACACGUCUGACCCUCGACACGAUUGCCCUCUGUGCCAUGGGUACCCGUUUCAAUUCAUUCUAUCAGGAAGAGAUGCAUCCGUUCAUUGAAGCUAUGGUCACCCUGCUCCAAGGGUCCGGUGACAGGGCGCGGCGCCCCGCGCUCAUGAAUAGCCUCCCUACCAGUGACAACAAUAAAUACUGGAACGAUAUCACUUUUCUGCGAAAGCUGGCCCAAGAACUGGUCGAUGCGCGAAAAAACAACCCCGAAGACAAGAAGGACCUCCUGAAUGCUCUGAUCCUAGGUCGCGAUCCUAAGACUGGUCAAGGACUCUCAGAUGCCUCUAUUAUAAAUAACAUGAUCACAUUUCUAAUUGCUGGCCACGAGACUACUUCUGGCAUGCUUUCCUUUUUAUUUUACUACUUGCUCAAGAACCCAAGUGCGUAUCAGAAGGCACAGCAAGAAGUCGACACAGUGAUUGGGCGGCGAAAAAUCACCGUAGAGGAUCUUUCGAAGCUGCCGUAUAUUACGGCGGUGAUGCGCGAGACCCUACGACUUCGAUCUCCGGCACCUUUGAUUGCUUUCCAUGCGCAUCCUACGAAGAACACGGAGGAUCCCGUCACCUUGGGAGGUGGGAAAUAUGCUUUGUCGGAGGAUGAGGCGAUCGUGAUCAUCUUGGGCAAACUGCACCGGGAUCCUAAAGUUUAUGGUGAAGAUGCAGAGGAAUUCAGGCCGGAGAGAAUGUUGGACGCGGAGUUCGAAAAGCUGCCGAAAAAUGCAUGGAAGCCUUUUGGGAACGGCAUGCGAGCCUGCAUUGGACGCCCAUUUGCGUGGCAAGAGGUCCUGCUGUUGGUGGCGAUGCUACUGCAGAAUUUCAACUUCCAGAUGGAUGACCCCAGCUACGAUCUGCGGCUCAAACAAACCCUCACUAUCAAGCCAGAUGGCUUCCACAUGAGAGCGGCACUACGAGGUGGUCUGGAUGCAACAAAACUAGGGAACUUCUUGAACAGCGGCGAGGUUCCCUCGAUCGACUCAGACGCUACAGGCAAAGAUCGCAAGAAAGCCACCCUGGCGAGUGGCGCAAAGCCGAUGUAUAUUUUCUUUGGCAGCAACACUGGAACCUGCGAGGCGUUUGCCAGGAGGCUCGCUGACGAUGCCCUUGGGUAUGGGUUUGCGGCCGAGGUCAAGUCUCUGGACUCGGCCAUGCAGAAUGUCCCUAAAGAUGACCCUGUCGUCUUCAUCUCGGCGUCGUACGAAGGCCAGCCCCCGGAUAAUGCCGCUCACUUUUUUGAGUGGCUCAGCAAUUUGAAGGACAAGGAACUCGAGGGGACUCAGUAUGCUGUUUUCGGUUGUGGUCAUCAUGACUGGCAUGCUACCUUUCACCGGAUCCCAAAAAUCAUCAACCAACUUGUAGAAGAGCGUGGUGGAAACCGUCUCUGUGACCUUGGAGUCGCCGAUGCCGCCAAAUCCGAUAUGUUCACCGAUUUUGAUAAUUGGGGCGAAUCAGCAUUCUGGCCUGCGAUUACCUCCAAGUUCGGCCGCUCAGAGUCCAAAGCUAAAGAAAACAAAUCGACGUUUCAAGUUGAAGUCAGCCCUGGAGUGCGCGCCUCCAACUUGGGUCUCCAGCUGCAUGAAGGAGCCGUGAUUGAGAAUAAGCUCCUCACCGCACCCGGUAUCCCGGAAAAGAGGGUGGUGCGAUUCAAGCUUCCGGCGGAUAUGACCUACCAAUGUGGCGAUUAUCUUGCCGUACUUCCCACGAACCCAAGACAUAUCGUCCAUCGAGCUAUUCGCUGCUUCGACCUCCCAUCUGACGCCAUGCUGACGGUGUCGAAGCCGUCGCGGACAUCUAACGGCCCUACUGCUAUCCCGUUGGGCACUCCAAUCUCCGCCUUUGAACUCUUUUCGACGUACGUGGAGCUAUCUCAACCAGCAUCCAAGCGAGAUCUAACCACAAUCGCGAACGUUGCUACCACGGACGCCGACAUCAAGGCGGAGCUGCAAUAUAUCGCCUCUAGCCCGACCCGGUUCACCGAGGAAGUCGUGAAGAAGCGUCUUAGUCCCCUUGACAUUAUCAUGAAAUACCCCUCUCUCAAGAUGCCUAUUGCCGACUUUUUAGGUAUGCUGCCUCCCAUGCGUGUGCGCCAGUACUCCAUCUCAUCCUCACCCCUGGUGGACCCCACGGAGUGCUCUAUCACCUUCUCCGUCCUUAACGCUCCAUCCCUGGCCUCAGAGGACGAACAGUACGUAGGUGUUGCAUCCACCUACCUGUCUGAGCUGCAGCCCGAAGACCGCGCACAUAUCUCUGUCCGUGCAUCGCACACUGGGUUCAAGCCACCCAUCGACCUGGACACCCCGAUGAUCAUGGCAUGCGCAGGAAGCGGCCUGGCACCAUUCCGUGGCUUCAUCAUGGAUCGUGUGGAGAAGAUCCGCGGCCGACGCAGCCCCAUGGGCCCGAACGAGGAACACCCGGAUGUCGGAAAAGCCGCAAAGGCGAUUCUCUACGUUGGCUGUCGCACCAAGGGCAAGGACGACAUCCACUCGGAGGAACUCGCUGAAUGGGCUUCCGAGGGCGCCGUCGACGUCCGAUACGCCUACAGUCGACCGGUGGAUGAAACGUCCCGUCGUCAUGUCCAGGAUCUGAUGCUGGACGACCGCAAAGAACUCGUGGAGCUGUUCGAUCAGGGAGCACGGGUCUACGUCUGUGGAACAACCAAUGUCGGUCAGGGCGUGCGUCAAGCCUGUAAAACCAUGUAUCUCGAAAAGCGACGGGAACAUUAUCGUCUAGCGCGGGAACGCGGGGAGGAUGUUCCCGAGGGAGUUGAUGAAGAUGAAGCCGCGGAGGAAUUCUUGGAAGGUCUGAAGACCAAGGAGAGAUAUGCCACGGAUGUGUUUACUUGA